Cucumis sativus (cucumber) is the source of this 2728-nucleotide messenger RNA. Its product is annotated as protein IMPAIRED IN BABA-INDUCED STERILITY 1. The coding region runs from base 239 to 2617 and encodes 792 amino acids. Gene Ontology annotation, cellular component: cyclin-dependent protein kinase holoenzyme complex; nucleus. Gene Ontology annotation, molecular function: cyclin-dependent protein serine/threonine kinase activity; ATP binding; RNA polymerase II CTD heptapeptide repeat kinase activity. The record is from RefSeq and is a predicted model, not a curated record. Gene Ontology annotation, biological process: protein phosphorylation; positive regulation of transcription elongation by RNA polymerase II. NCBI's taxonomy places the organism in Eukaryota, Viridiplantae, Streptophyta, Magnoliopsida, Cucurbitales, Cucurbitaceae. The transcript has a single exon.
AUAAAUUUGUAGGGAAAGUGAAAUUAAAAAUAGAUUAAAAAGAAAAAAGAAAAAGAGAGAUAAAGAAGGAAGAAGACAGUUAGGAUUGAGGAAUGUUUCUGUUUAUUUUCCUUCCUCUGCUUUCGGACCGUUUCUUACAAACAAAACUAUUUGGCCAAUUCUUCAUCCCGCAGAUCUCGCAGUCUCAGAUGAAGAACACAAGGUCAUUGUGUUGCCAACCAACAAAUUAACCCCAAAAAUGGCUCCCAUUUCAAAUGGUUUCAAUCCAUUUUCUCCUCUCUUUCCCCAUCCUCAGAUAAUCCAACAAACCCUUUUGAGUUGCUUGUUGGAUGUAGGGGUUCGAAUCCCCCCCACUUCCCUUUGUGCUGAGCAGCCCAUUUCCCGGUCAGCGUUGAUCUUGAUCGCCCUUUGUGUCGUUUCUCCGAUCGAUGCUGUCGGGAUUUGGUGGUUCAUGGGUUGCAUUAGCUCCAAGAACGUAGCUAAGGCGGAUGCAUCACCUCUUCAUAAACACCAUCAUUACCAUCAUAAGACCAAACCCACCACCGCUACAACCGCCACCGUUCCCAUCGAGAAUAAUGGCUCUGUUGUGACCCUGGAGCCUUCGUCCAAAGCUCAUUCCGUGACGACGCUUGAUCAUCAUGAAAUCAAGAAAGGGGAGGACAAAUCGGAGGAUCGAAGUCGAGAUAUUAAGAAAUCUAAAGGAGGAGGGAGGGGGGGUUCUUUCAGAUUAGGACUUUCUCAACGCUACAUUGAAGCUGAGCAGGUUGCCGCUGGGUGGCCGUCUUGGCUUAGUAGUGCUGCCGGUGAGGCCGUUCAUGGAUGGGUUCCUCUCCGAGCUGAUUCCUUCGAGAAGUUGGAGAAGAUUGGACAAGGUACAUACAGCAGUGUGUUUCGUGCUCGGGAAGUUGAUUCAGGAAGGAUGGUUGCGUUGAAAAAGGUUCGUUUCGACAAUUUUCAACCGGAGAGCAUUAGGUUUAUGGCAAGGGAAAUAAUGAUUUUACGGAGGCUUGAACAUCCAAACAUCAUGCAAUUAGAAGGAAUAAUUACUUCAAAAAUGUCUAGCAGCAUUUACCUUGUAUUUGAAUACAUGGAACAUGAUCUUGCAGGGCUAGUGUCUUGUCCUGAUGUCAUGUUCAGUGAGGCACAAGUUAAGUGUUAUAUGAGACAGCUUCUAUCUGCCAUUGAGCACUGCCACCUUCGGGGUAUAAUGCAUAGAGACAUUAAAGCAUCCAAUAUUUUGGUAAACAAUGAAGGAAUUCUCAAGUUAGCUGAUUUUGGAUUAGCAAAUGUCAUAAACACCAGAAACAAGCAAGCUUUAACAAGUCGUGUGGUUACAUUAUGGUAUCGCCCUCCCGAGCUUCUGAUGGGUUCAACAGAUUACGGAUUAACUGUGGACCUCUGGAGCAUAGGAUGUGUAUUUGCAGAAUUGCACCUGGGAAAACCUCUUCUUAAAGGAAGAACAGAGGUUGAACAAUUGCACAAAAUAUUCAAACUUUGUGGCUCCCCACCUGAAGAGUUCUGGAAAAAAACAAAGCUUCCUCAUGCAGCUAUGUUCAGACCCCAGCAUGCAUAUGAAAGUAGUCUUGAUGAAAAGUGCAAAGAAUUUGCACCAGUUGCAGUGAGGCUAUUAGAAUCUUUUCUUGCCAUAGAACCUUACAAGCGUGGAACAGCCUCAUCAGCUCUUAUGUCUGAGUAUUUCAAAACCAAGCCAUAUGCUUGUGAUCCAUCUACCUUGCCUAAGUAUCCACCAAACAAAGAGAUGGAUGCCAAAAAUCGUGAAGAUGCGCGAAGGAAGAACCGGGUUAACAAUGCAAGAGCAAAAGAGACAGGGGCAACACAAAGGCCUAGAAGAGUUAGAAGGAAUUUCCAAGAAUUCAACAGUCAUAAAGUGGCAAUCAAAGAGGAAUUAUCAGCAGAAGAUGUUCAAAACAUUAAUAAUCAACCUUCUCGACGGAAUGGCAGUAAUAACAACAAUACUACCAAUAAUCUUUCCAAGGAUCAACAAGGUGAUGUUUUCCAGAGAGAUCCUCAAAAGAAGCAGCAACAACUAUAUGAUACAACAUCAGAGACGUCCCAAGCUGCUGCAACCGCACCAAAUCAAGGAGGAGAUAGCGCAUUCACGGCCCCCAUGCUAGUCUCAGCGUCUAGUGGCUUUGCUUGGGUGAAGAGGCGAAAAGAGGAAGCUACAUCUACAAUAUCAGAUGGUCUUAAGAGCCAAAUAAGUGCUCUUGAUCCAUCUUUUGCAAAUUACACCAUGGAAUUAAACAAAAAACAGAAUGGACACACAAGCAUUCCAGUCAGUACUACUUCCUCGGGCACACAGGAAUACGAAUUACGAAAGCAGCAAAGAACAAAACACAAUCUCCCAGCAGAGUCUUUUCAUGCAUCCGAAGCAUACAGUCGACCAUUCUUGAAUAUGUCCAAUGAAGAAGAAGUAUACCCAAAACCACCAUCAUCCAACAUCACAACAAACCUCGACAACGAUGAUACAGAAUCAAACAUUGAUUUCUCAGGACAGCUGUUAACACAACCCCAUAGAAUAGAUGAACUCCUUCAAAGAAAUGAAAGUCACAUCCGACGAGUGGCUCGAAAAUCCAGAUUUGAGAAAGAUAAAUGAUUCGUGCAUUAUCGGGUGCAAUAGUCAGAUAUUUUUUUAGGGAAAUUAAUUUAAAUGACAAAAAAAGAAAAAAACCUUUUGAAAAUAUUUAAUAUAUCAAAAUAUCACGAU